Molecule: messenger RNA, 1107 nt
Organism: Pochonia chlamydosporia 170
Lineage: Eukaryota; Fungi; Ascomycota; Sordariomycetes; Hypocreales; Clavicipitaceae
Product: Borealin-lik
Exons: 3
Coding region: 1-1107 (368 amino acids)
Biological process (GO): mitotic sister chromatid segregation
Cellular component (GO): chromosome passenger complex; spindle midzone; chromosome, centromeric region
Source: RefSeq, a predicted model, not a curated record
AUGGCUCCCGUAAGAAAUAAGAAGAGGGUCUCGGACCAAUCCACCACCUCAAAGAGGCAGGGUACAACCACAGACACGAAAGUACCAGUCAAGAGCCCAUCAACACCUCAUGAUAGAAGCCCAAUCAAGAAGCGCAAGAUGGGACUCAGCGCCUUGCAAAAGCAGGCGCUGAUAGAUAACCUCCAGCUUGAAGUCACUGAACGGGCGAGACGGCUUCGUGCGCAAUACCAGCUUCAAGCGCAAGGUCUACGGUCACGAAUCGAGAUCCGAAUCAACAGAAUCCCCAUGUCCCUGCGAAAGCUAAAAAUGGGUGACCUCAUCCUAAAGUAUUCAGAACAGGAGCAGGCCAGACUUGUUACCCGGCCUCCCCCAGUGCCUGCCAAGGACACACCGCGCUCUAGCCCACAGCGAACGCUACCAGCUCGUACACAGGCUGCCAGCCGCGGAUACAAGCGCAUGAGCAGUGAAAUUGCCGGAGACAAGGAAAAUGAUCUGGAACACAUGGACGGAGCCAAGAAGAGACCCAGAGCAGACGCUGGACGUGUCAGACCUAACCAAGUUCUGUCACCAACUUCAUCAAACUCUCGCCUUGCAAAUCGUGAAAGACCCGCGUCACCUACGAAGCCACAAAUCCCUCGGCCGGGCUCUCCCUUGAAAUCUACGACGGCUUCACGCGCCGCCGCCUCAAGUGUACUCACCAGCAUGGUCGAAAAGGCCAAGGCUACGCGCAGCAGAGGGACCAGAAAGGUGACCACAACCUCGGAAACGAGUUCCACGUCUCAUGGAACGACAACAUCAAAGGCACGACGACCCGCGGCCGCAGCAACCGGUGGUAGAGUACCCGCGUCUCGACCAGCAACCCGAACUGGCCGACGUCCUAGUGAGACGAGCGAGACCAGCGAGGGGAGUGCCGGCACCGUAGUCAGAAAACCAAGUGCCGCCAAAAAGACGGCGCCAGCAGCUUCGCGUACUACGGUGAUGGGGACUAUCCGAAAAGGUGUCACUGGUGCCACGGCCAAGAGGACAGCAGCAAAGGCAGCGGCGGCGACGGCAGCACCUCCGUCCACAACAACUGCGAGUGGUAGGGUAUUGCGAAAGCGAGGAUAG